This is a messenger RNA of Dicrocoelium dendriticum, 1284 nucleotides long. Lineage: Eukaryota; Metazoa; Platyhelminthes; Trematoda; Plagiorchiida; Dicrocoeliidae. The record is from the annotation of a GenBank genome assembly.
ACGCUGUCAUAAUGAUUUGCUUACGUUACACCACAAGACAUUCAGCCUUGAGUUGUUAGAUCCCGCGCUCACUUCAGGAUUUUUCUUCGCGGUUCGAUUUACCGGGAUGGCAAGGUGGGGUGAAGGUGACCCUCGUUGGAUUGUGGAGGAAAGAGCUGACGCAAAAAAUGUCAAUAAUUGGCAUUGGACAGAAAAGAAUGCAACACAGUGGUCUAUUGAUGUUAUUAAAGAACUAUUCCAGAAUUUUUCCGUGGAAAAUGAAUCAUUUGUGUGCAAUAGUUUGUGUAUAACAAAGUGUGAGGGAGAAUCGCAUGUUAAUAACCGCAAAGGAAAGCUAAUCUUUUUCUACGAAUGGCAUAUUGAAGGUGACUGGACAGGUCAACUCAAGACUGGUGAAAAUAAAACAACUUUCAGCGGCAAAGUAGAAAUCCCUAACUUGAGCGAAGAAUACACCGUAGAUGAACUGGACAUUUCAGUCAGUUGUUCUUCGUCUACUUCGGAUGGCGAUGCAAUUAGGAAGUUUAUGCAAACGGUCGGUGCAGGGGAAAUAAAAUCCAGACUCGGCUUAUAUCUCAGGAAGCUGAAGGAAGAGUAUAGUCAGAAUCUUAUCCUCCCGACAAAGUCUCCUCUAGAAGUUACUAACUGCAAUCCUGCCUCCCCGAAUCCGCCUGCGUUAAAGCGCACCGAGCCAACUUACUGUCGACAGCCGAAAGACCUAUCGGUGAAAGAAUUGACAUUCACAGACGAGUUCUUUUGCACUCCGGAAGACUUGUACAAAGUCCUCACCACCAAGGAGCUUGUCCAGGCCUUCUCCCGAGACGAAGCCGUUGUGGAUGCAACAAUCGACGGGAAGUACUCUAUCUUCGGUGGGAAUGUUACCGGCGUCUUCACCAAACUGGUACCUGGAAAGAACAUAGGAAUGCAGUGGCGUAAACGCGAAUGGCCCGACGGACAUUUCAGUGACCUGUCUCUGGAAAUGAGCGCAUUCGACGGAGGCACCAGACUAGUGCUUAAUCAAACAGGUGUCCCGGCGUAUGACGUGGAAAAUACGACGAAUGGUUGGCGGUCGAAUUUUUUCGCCACGGUGAAGCAAACCUUCGGUUACGGCGGACGAAUGUUUUAAACUUCGCAUAGCAUUUUUGCCCCCUCCCGCUGAAUCACGCCUAUAUUUCUGUGCCCUUGACGCGAUCCCGCUGCACAUAACAUUCUUUGUGGGUUUUUGCGCCUUGGACAUGAUACUUAUAACUUAACAUAAACCGAGUGAAUGAAUAUUUCCCGUGGGCU